AUGAAAGCUCUUCGAAGAAUCCAAACGAGGCAUCGACUCAAGUCACCUUGGUCUCGGAGAAAACGGAAAAAACCACUCACACUUCGCCGGUGGAAAAGGUUUUUCACCCCUGAGGGUAGGCUUCGGAAUGGGGGAGUUGGUCUGUUGAAGAAAGUCCGGAGUAGAGGCAUUGAUCCUAGCAUUCGGUCGGAGGUGUGGCCAUUUCUUCUUGGAGUGUGUGAUUUGAAUAGUUCCAAAGAAGAGAGAGGUGCUACAAGAAUUUGGAGAAGGAAAGUGUAUGAGAGACUACGCAGGCAGUGUAAAAGGCUUCAAAGACGAAACAGUUCGUAUUCUCUUGCGCAAGACACUGACAGUUCGUGUUCUGAUGAUGCUUUCAGCACUCACGAGUCUCUCUCUAGCGACAAAGACAUCACAGAAGAUAUUGGGAACAUGAGUGAGGCCUCGUGUACGCUUGACGGGGACUACUCUGGUUCAAGAGGCUUGAAUUCUGAGUCUGAGGACUCAGAUUCGUCGGAUGAGAAUGAUUCUGUUCAGCUAGUUCCUUCUUCUGAAAGGAGAGAUGAGGAUAGUACUUCUCCAUCCAGCAUAUAUAUCUCCCGUACCAAAGAGGAUUUUGUGACAUGGCAGCGUAUUAUCCGUCUAGACGCUGUCCGCGCGGAUACAGAGUGGACCCCUUAUUCCCCAUCCCAAUCUAUGGUAACAGAGGACAAGGCACGUCGGGCUGCAGAAGCGGUUGUUUUAAAGGAUUACAGUCAUUUGGAACCUUCGAAAAUCUUUCACGCUGCUCGGCUUGUUGCUGUUCUUGAAGCAUAUGCUUUACAUGACCCUGAAAUCGGCUAUUGCCAAGGAAUGAGCGAUCUUCUCUCCCCAAUACUCUCUGUUAUACCUGAUGACUACGAGGCGUUUUGGUGUUUCGUUGGGUUCAUGAAGAAAGCUCGUCAGAAUUUCAGCCUUGAUGAGGUUGGGAUCACAAGGCAACUGAACAUAGUCUCAAAGAUUAUCAAAUCCAAAGACUCGCAGCUCUACAAGCAUCUUGAGAAAGUCAAGGCGGAAGACUAUUUCUUUGUUUACAGAAUGGUUCUUGUGAUGUUUAGAAGGGAGCUGACUUUGGAGCAGACAUUGUGUCUUUGGGAAGCUAUGUGGGCAGACCAGGCUGCAAUAAGAGCUGGGAUUGGGAAAUCUUCUUGGAGCCGUCGAAUAAAACAUCGAGCUCCUCCUACAGACGAUUUGUUGCUUUAUGCGAUAGCGGCUUCGGUUUUGCAGAGGAGGAAACUCAUAAUAGAGAAGUACAAUAGCAUGGAGGAGAUUCUGAGGGAAUGCCAUAGUAUGGUAGGGAAACUAGACGUGUGGAAGCUCUUAGACGAUGCACAUGACCUUAUUGUUACCCUCCACACCAAGAUUGAACACGCAAUCCCAUAA
This is a messenger RNA of Arabis nemorensis, 1419 nucleotides long. The record is from the annotation of a GenBank genome assembly. Lineage: Eukaryota; Viridiplantae; Streptophyta; Magnoliopsida; Brassicales; Brassicaceae.